This is a messenger RNA of Psylliodes chrysocephalus, 477 nucleotides long. The record is from the annotation of a GenBank genome assembly. NCBI's taxonomy places the organism in Eukaryota, Metazoa, Arthropoda, Insecta, Coleoptera, Chrysomelidae.
AUGACACUGCGAAUUCUACUUAAUUUUGACGAUGUAAUAAGAAAUUUCGUUGAGAGACGUCCUGAAAAGGAUUUUAAUGACUCAAGUGAGAGAAGCAAACUCAGGAAAACCGAAGACUUAAGACAUUUAACUCCUGAAGAACUUACAUUUGCUGCAUCUAUGAGCCACCGGGAUGCAGGACAAUUAUCAGAAGAAGCUGCGAAGACCAGGAAUAAACACUUUAGAAUGUACAGAAUAAGGUUUUUCAGGAAGUUUAAUAGACAAGUGUGCAAUAGAGAUAUUCUAAACAGGCUUCUUCUAACAAGUGAUCCUUUCAUUAGUCGUUCCAAACAAAAGCACAUGAAAAAGAAAGAACCUUAUAGCAGCGAGACCCUACAGUUACUUAUGCCAGAGUCACAUAAAGGUGGAAGAUCAGAAAUACUCCAAGAUGAAAGUGAAGAAAAAGAUACAGUAGAGGAUUCAGAAAAAGAGAAUUGA